Molecule: messenger RNA, 990 nt
Organism: Hippocampus comes (tiger tail seahorse)
Lineage: Eukaryota; Metazoa; Chordata; Actinopteri; Syngnathiformes; Syngnathidae
Gene: trpt1
Product: tRNA phosphotransferase 1
Exons: 8
Coding region: 21-716 (231 amino acids)
Biological process (GO): tRNA splicing, via endonucleolytic cleavage and ligation
Molecular function (GO): tRNA 2'-phosphotransferase activity
Source: RefSeq, a predicted model, not a curated record
UAGCCACGUGAUCACGUUUGAUGACCUUGAGUGGUCUCAAAAUGGAGUCUGACAGAGGAAAUCGAAGAGGCCAAAGAGGGAGACGUGGUGGCGAAGAGGACAGAGAUGUCAGGUUGUCUAAAUCGAUGUCCUAUGCUCUUCGCCACGGUGCUACCCAAAUGGGGCUACAUUUAAGUUCAGAUGGCUACGUGUUUGUGGAGGAUGUCUUGGCUUGCCCGCAGUUUCGCUCAUACAAACUGGAGGAUGUUGAGAGAGUGGUGGCCACAAAUGACAAGCAGCGUUUUAAACUUCGUCCUCACCCAGAAAAUGGCCGCUUGCAAAUUCGAGCCAAUCAGGGACACACAAUACAGGUAACGGAUCUGGAGCUGAAACCUGUUUUGACCGGUUCUCCCGACUGUCCUGCCGAGGCUGUUCACGGGUCCUACAUGCGCAACUGGAGCUCCAUCCAGGAGCAGGGUUUGAGUCGCAUGAGGAGGACGCACAUUCAUCUGGCCCCAGGCUUGCCACAAGAAGACGGCGUAAUAAGCGGUAUGAGGAAAGACUGUGAUCUCGCUAUAUUUAUUGAUGUACCCAAGGCGCUUGCUGAUGGGAUUGAGUUCUUCUGGUCAGAGAACCGUGUGUUGUUGACAACAGGGAACAUCGAAGGGAAACUUCCUGCGACAUACUUUAGCCGAGCCAUACAACUCAGGCCUACGAGGUGGAUCCUGCCGCUGUGAUGCCAGCAGAAGACCGUUCAACAAGUGCAUCCGUUUUCUCUAUCGCUAAUCUGCAUUCGGAUCUCGGGUCUUCACCACGUCUCCCACACCCAGGUCGAUGCGGAUAAGACGGUUGGGAGCAAUGCCCAGUACCUCGUCUUUACGGCUUCCUUUGAACCUGUCCGACAAGAAAAACAAUUUAUUUCCUCCUCAUUCUGUCAAGUCCUCAUUGAUUUAAAAACUCUGGGAUGACAGUACUGCUUUCAUUUAAAUGAUUAAAAAGCUUGCAAACAAA